Molecule: messenger RNA, 4478 nt
Organism: Ricinus communis (castor bean)
Lineage: Eukaryota; Viridiplantae; Streptophyta; Magnoliopsida; Malpighiales; Euphorbiaceae
Exons: 9
Coding region: 2368-4335 (655 amino acids)
Source: RefSeq, a predicted model, not a curated record
UUUCUUUUUGUCUUUCUACCAGCUUUCCUUUUUUAUAUCUUUUAGUUUAUGAUAACAAAUAAGUAAUCUUUAUCUUCUACUUUCUGGCUCAUGUUGCCCGUAAUCCGUUUCUAAUUGGAAGGCACUUGUGGUUUCUCAUUGUUUGUGCUGGUUGAUUUACUGAUUCUUGAGUUGUUUAAGCUAUCUUUUGUGCUCUUUAUGCUCUUAGCUCUAACAACAUCGAUCGUCUUUUUAAACGAAAACUGAUUAUAUCUGUACUUUUCUAAAAGGUGCCGUUUUAUUGGUGGAUGAGUUGGCAAUAUUAUUUGCUUCCUCAUCUUUUUCUUUUUCUUUUUCUGUAAAGAAAAAUUUUAAAGUUUUGCCGGAAAAUGCCUUAAAAUCACAGAGUUCUGCGUGCAAAACUCGCCGGAAUAUUAGAAUUGAAAUCAAUAUAUUAAUGUAUGAUUAAACAAACUUAAUAGUACGGGCUAUUAUUGAUAAAAACUUGAUAGUUCAGGAUUUUUUAGACAAUUAAGCCGUUUCAUUGUGUCCAAUGUUUUUCUUCUUCUUUUCUUCCUUGCAUUUGCCAGUUCUGGUGGCUUUUGUUCUGAAAUUGGAUUUGGCUUCAUGCAACUGUUUCAAUACUUGCUUUUCGGAAAGUUCCAUAGUAGCACGAUGGCUCUGGAUUGCAAUAUCCAACAAUUGGCUAUCAUAUAUUCUUGUUCAAUGGAUUUGAUGAUUAGGGUUUGACUGACCCAUGGUUGCAGCAUUACUUUCAACAACUUCUGGAAACGUAUGCAGAGAUCUUUUUAUAAACAUUCUCAUUGUAAUGUCAGUAACUUGAGCUUAGUAUGUAUUUGGGUGUUUCUGCUGUUUUUAGUUUGUAUUUGGUUCUAUGCACGGCUAGGGUUCUAAGUAUCUCAAUUCUCAACCAUUUUUCUUUAGAGCUAGGCUUGACCAAUGUUUAAACCAUUCAUCAUAAACACUUAUGGUUUAUGAAUAUCGUUCCACGCCCCACAAUACUUGGUCAGCUAGAGUCUUAAUAAAUAUAUGGGAUAAUCAAUAAGCUAAUUGAACUAUAGAAAUCCCAAAUCUACAGAUGAAUCCCGUUUAGACUCGUCUUUUGGUCAUUGCUAGGAGUUAACCCCAGGAUCCCAGAAUGAUAUUGGCCUUUCCAAAACAGCUUCGAGUGUUUUAUAAUAGUUUUUGUACCAGGUAAUUGACAUUUUCCCCUGACAAUGAAUCGCCUAAGCAUUGGGCAGAGAAACCGAACACUGCGUUUCUGUGCAAUAAAUGCAAUUACUAGGUGAUUCUAAGAAUGAAAAACUAGAUCUGAAAUCUAUAUACUUUGGAUCAUAUAGGAUAAGAAUUAGGAAUCUGAAUCACACAGGAUAAGGAUUAGGAAUUUAAAGGCUGAAUGAGAAAUAGCUAAAGAUUGAUCUGUCACCAAAACUAGCUUCUCUCUGCAAAUAUGGAAGCGCAACUGUACUUUUUAACCUUAUUGCAAUUUGUCUCACAUUCUGUGUUGGUCCAUUAAUGAAGAAAAAUUCUGCCAAAUUUUAACAUUUAAGACUCCUCUUUUGCUUGCUAUGAAGCUCAAUUCAAACAUUUUCUAUUGGAUGGAAAGACUUCAGUCAACAGCAGAAUUUAUUUAUUUUUCUUGUUUCAUCUCUUUAACAUUCACUUGAUUUCAAGUACUAAUCCCAUUCUGGAGUUUCGCUUGAAGAUGAAAGGGGAAGAGAUGGUGGGGAGAUUAGAAGCUUUUUUUUUUCUUUGUUAAUAUCACACCUGCCCUCAUUCCUUGCUUUUUCCCAUGCUUGGAGAUCCAUACAUACAACUCUUUGCUUUAAAAACCUAAUCUCAUUUAUGUAAAAAUAGUAACCUCACUUUCUGAUCCUUUUCCACAUGGAACCAAAAAGAUCCUACUUUUUCUAAAUAAUCCCGGUGUUAUGUUUCUUUCUCUUCGUCAUUUCUCUUUUUUAUUUUUUUAUUUCUUUUUAUGGUUGUUUCUGCCCCCCUUUUACCUGUUCCUUUUCUCUUAGAUAAAAGCUGAUGAAACCUUCAAAUUAUGACUGACAGCGCUGGCGUCUGCAAAUAGUACAGAAUUACUUUCAACUGCUUCUGAAGCACUGGAAAGCUGAUUUUUGUUCUCAAUGUAGUGCCAAUUUCACACAUCGGUUAUUUCUGCUUCUUUAUCAGUGUAUCUGUACUUAUCAUUUUUUUUCUUAGUCUACUCUUGAUGUCGGCUUUAAAUUUUUGUUUCGGUUUCUGCUUAUUCAUUUACUGCCAAAGGUUCCAGUAUUGAGUUAUAUACGAUCAGUUAAAAGAGAGUAUCAAUGGCACCAUGCAGUGGUGAGGGAUCCUACAUUUCUUUUUGGAACUUAAAUUAUGGGAGAUCUUCACUGGUGUUUGUCACCUUGCUCUUCUUCAACCUCUUCCUCCAAUUCACUUGAUCUAUUCCCAUUGUCAAUUGAUUCAGAACUCUGGCUAAUGGCUGAGAAGAGGGCCCAGGAGAUACUUUGGAUUCUUCAACCUUCUUUGGCUUCUGAGCAGAAGAGAAAGGUGGUUAUUGAUUAUAUUCAAAGGUUAAUUAAGCAUCAUUUUGCAACUGAGGUCUUGCCAUUUGGUUCUGUACCACUGAAAACGUAUCUUCCUGAUGGAGAUAUUGAUCUAACUGCACUGAGCCAUCAAAACAUGGAAGAGGAUUUGGUUAGAGAAAUAUGCAAUAUCCUCACAUAUGAAGAGCAGAAUUCUGAGUCUGAAGUUAAAGAUGUACGAUAUAUUCAAGCACAGGUUAAGAUUGUGAAAUGUUCUGUGAAGAAUAUAUCAGUUGAUAUCUCUUUCAAUCAAAUGGCAGGGCUCUGUGCUCUUUGCUUUCUGGAGCAGGUUGACCAACUUAUUGGGAAAGAUCAUCUUCUCAAAUGCAGUAUUAUUUUGAUCAAAGCCUGGUGCUUUUAUGAGAGUCGAAUUCUUGGUGCUCACCAUGGCUUGCUCUCAACAUAUGCAUUAGAAAUAUUGGUCUUAUAUAUCAUAAAUGCCUUCCAUUCAUCGCUACCUGGGCCUUUAGCAGUACUUUAUAGAUUUUUGGAGUACUAUAGCACUUUUGAUUGGGACAACUACUGUGUCACCAUUAAUGGUCCUGUUGCAGUGUCUUCCCUUCCAGAAAUUAUGACAGAGUCGCCGUAUAAUAAUGGGAAUGAGUUAUUGCUCUGCCCAGAGUUUCUGAAGAGAUGCAAAGAGAAAUUUUCGGUUCCUAUAAAAGCAGUUGAGAAUGGAGGGCACGAAUUUUCUAUUAAGCAUCUCAACAUAUUGGAUCCUUUAAAGGACAACAACAACUUGGGGCGUAGUGUCAGCAAAGGCAAUUUCCACCGUAUAAAAUGUGCUCUUUCUUAUGGAGCUCAAAGACUUGGAGAAAUCCUUGUGCUACCAGGAGAAAACAUGGGUGCAGGACUGGAAAUUUUUUUUAUAAAUACUUUGGACCGGAAUGGGAGGGGAGAAAGGCCAGAUACACUAGUUCCUGUACCCACCUUUGGCACUGGAAGAUCUGAGGCAUUUGAUCUCAGUGGAGACUAUGACAAUCACUAUAGUGGUCUACUACAGGGCCAGUGGUACCACAAGUAUUCCCUGCCUGUUUCUCCCGAGAUGACUCCCCCGUCAUCACCUUCUCAAAUCCAGCAAAGCUUUACUUGGGACAGACUGUCCCAAUUGCUGAGAUGCAAGCAGAAUUUUUUGUCUCAAAGAGGUACUAAUGUAUUUGUCCCAAGAGUGCCACAUCGUCAUCCUUAUGCUCCAAAGGUAUAUGCCACUGCUUCUACUUCUGAUGAAAAGGGGAAGUCACAAGGAACAGGCACAUACAUUCCUAAUGUGAGCCAUCAUCCUCGCAAAGAUAUGAUGUCAUGGAUGAGGUCGAAGAAUCCAGAUUCUCUAACUCAUAGUUCAUUAAAUUCACCUAGAAAGGCUGAGAUAGUUGAAGGUGGCCCAGGAGCAAAGAGUGAUAAUUAUUGCUGCCUUGAUCUGUCGUUUGAUCAAUACAAAGCAGGAGAAGAAAACAGGGAGAACGGCAGCUGCACAGUUCUUUCACUGGAUCAAUUCCCACUUCUUCCCUCCCUUGAAAAGUCGGUGACAUCAGAAAUCAAUCAGUCCAGUCAUCCCAUCUUGCAGUCCACGCAUGCCAAGGAAUACUCUACCUCCUCAAGAAAUAUCCCGACUGGAACUUUCAGGCAUAAUCCAUUCCCAGUGGCACUACCUUCAUCAGUGACAGGAAGGCAAACAGAAUCUGGAGUUUCUACCACUUUGGAGAUCAUGCCUGCUAGCUCGGAAAUGGGAAUGCUGAAGCAACAAAAAUCAUUAGACUGAUACAGUGAAACGAUUCAAGGUGAAAGAUGGAGCCAACAGUAGAACAGAAAGACUGAUGAAUAUUUUGUUAUGUAGAUCUUUGCCUCCAUAGAGAUGCCCAUCUCAGAAGUAUUCAAUACUAAUUCUGCUUUUGCUUUUGGUUC